UUGCAGCCAAGUGGUUGCGGUAAGAUACUAACAGCAACCAACUCGUAUCGAGCGCUCGAAGAUGUCGUAGGUGAAAGAGGUUUACUUCACGGAAAGGACGAAUUCAAAAUGUGCAACUAUUGGAUUAAGGGACCAGUUGGGUCAAAGAUCGAAGUAGUGUUUGUUAGCUAUACAGAUCGCGUGGCUACCGACGGUUGUCGGUUUGCUGGAGUUGAAAUUAAAGCGGGAAGCGACAAACGUCUUACUGGUUACAGGUAG
Molecule: messenger RNA, 258 nt
Organism: Angiostrongylus costaricensis
Lineage: Eukaryota; Metazoa; Nematoda; Chromadorea; Rhabditida; Metastrongylidae
Source: the annotation of a GenBank genome assembly